AUUUCAGAAAUUGUAUGGUUUUCUUUUUCUCUGUUUCUCAUAUCAGACCUGAAAUGUACAUCUUUUAUUUGUCUUUGAAGAAAGACUUAGGUUGGAAUCAAAGGAAGAACCACUCAAUUAUAUUAUAUGGUUACACUGUGAUCUAGAAUUCUAGUGGAGCGAAUCAAGGAAAAUUUACUCCACCAAUUUCAUUGCAUUUUCUAGUUUGAAUUGUUUUAUUUUAACUGGACAAAACAUUACUAAACAUUUAUGAGCUUUUCUUUUAAUGAUCAGGUAUGGGUUCAGUAAAGAGAUUGUUGAAUGCCCAGGUAUAUUACAUGAACUUAAAUGCCAUUGGAAUUCCAGUAAGCUCUGUGAUAUACGCAACUGGGGACUUGAAAGGUGAAGCUGCCGAGCGUCUCUCUCUCAUGCCCGCUUCUUAUGGUUCUUCUCAAUUUCAAAAGAAUAGAAAUCAUCCACUUUUUGAUUGGAUGAAUAAGUUUAAGAGCAACGCACAUAGUUAUGCUAAAGGAAUAUGUGACCUUGUGAGUUUGGGAUCCACUGUCUCUCAUACUGUGAAGGGGAAGUUGAGCUUGGGCAUGAGGGUUAUUCAAGCUGGAGGAAUUUUAAGAAUUUUCCGACAAAAUUUCACUGUAAAAGGAGAGAAGUUGUUGAAUGCCUUCCUGUUAGAUAUGACUCAUAUACCAUAAAGGGACAAAUGCUGGAGUGGAGCGGAUUAGAGCAGAAGAUUCUGUCCAAAUCAGAGGAGUUUUUUUUAUGUGGGUUGGGGGUGUUGUACAUGAGCAAUUUGGUAAUUACAUAUUGCACCAAAGUUUCUAUUACUGAUUUGUCUAGGGUUAUAAAUAGACUUGUAUGUAACCCUAAGUGUUACGCAAAUUUUGUAUUUUGUACUCUUUUUUGGAUUAGUGGAAAAGCCGCCGCUCUGCUCCCGAUGACGUAGACAUCUUUGUUAAAUCUUUGUGCUCAUCUGGAUUUGUGUCGAUUUCUGUUUUUCUUUGCCUUAAUUUCUCAACAUUUCCAAUGCUCUUUGUUAACCACAGCCGGUCUUAUUCUUGGCCUUCUCUUCAUUUCUUCAGAAAAUAUAGCUUUCCGCAGCAACAGAUGCAUCAAGCUAAUUUCUUCUGGAGAAACUGCCAGAGUCCCUUGCAAGGUCAUAGUCCCUUUGAUUUGAACGAAGAGAGCUUACCAAAGUGAGAAUAUAAACAAGCCAAACCAAAAGUACAUCCAAAUCAUCACAGAAGAUGACUUUGAGCUUUGGUUCAUGGGUUUUCUUUGUUAUGAGAGAUCUUUCAAUUUCAUACAGAAACAACUUCAUUGACAAAACUCUCACUGUAGAAAGGAAGUAAAGGAACAAUUACUUGCUGUUUGUGAAGUAUUUAAACUUCUCGAAGUCUAAUGUGAGUCAGUUCAAUGCAACCUUAUAUUUAGGAUCUUCAAUCUUUGUAAUUUUUUGUAAAAUACAUACAAAGUGCACUUAUAACAUGAAAGUUU
Molecule: messenger RNA, 1491 nt
Organism: Phalaenopsis equestris
Lineage: Eukaryota; Viridiplantae; Streptophyta; Magnoliopsida; Asparagales; Orchidaceae
Exons: 5
Coding region: 276-689 (137 amino acids)
Source: RefSeq, a predicted model, not a curated record